Messenger RNA from Varroa destructor (honeybee mite), 10673 nucleotides. RefSeq lists its product as uncharacterized. The record is from RefSeq and is a predicted model, not a curated record. Lineage: Eukaryota; Metazoa; Arthropoda; Arachnida; Mesostigmata; Varroidae.
CCGUAGCUGCGGACAGUAUCAGCCAACCAGUCAGUCGGUAGAUGCCUUCUCUUUGCCUGAAAGCCUAUUAACAGAAGACAGAGACUCCGAAAGAGGGAAAUAGAAUUUCGCAAGUACAACUGUAGCGGAUAGUAAUAAUAACCAUAAUAGUAGAGAAUCGGUAAAGAAAGAGGUUCCUCUCUUUAGCCAGCGAAGAAGGCACAGCAGGUUCUGCGAUGCGAGCUCCGUUUGGGUUAGGUCCGUGAGGGGCUUGUCGUUCACGUUUAGAAAUCGAUGGCAGUAACCAUUUGAGUGUAACCAUAACAAGUUCUUGUCGAAUGUGCGCGUCAAUUCAAGAGUAUAAGCCGAUUCGCGCAGCAGUGGUUCGUGUGUUUUUAUUUCUAAAGAAGAAUCAUUCUGCACUGGUGUUACAGCGUUUUGUGAUCGAGUCAGAAAGGACGGCGGCCAUCUGUGUGAACACGUACGUUCAUUAGACAGAAGGACUUCGCAGACUAGACAGAAGGAAAUACUUGACAGUAGCAGUAGUAGUGUUGGAACGAGGUCUGUCUGCGUUUACCUGCUGCCUAGAACCUGCCGCAGGCUAAGGAACAGAAAGUGUCGGGCCAACGAACAGGACUUACAAUUUGCUGUGCUUGCUAGCAUCUUCGUUGGUGGACUGUAGUCGACCAUAUGGUUUCGCUCGUGGGGGACGAAAACUGCGUUCUACGCUAUCGUUUGUAACAACGGAAGCCGUUGUUGUAGCCACGAUGCUACAGAGUGCUAUAGUACGAUGAUCGGCGCCAUCGCGACCGUUGCGCGGCAAACCACUUCGCACGUCAACGAUCGGCGACAGUACAACCCGAAAUAGAGAAAGAAAGAGGACAGCAAAAGUCUGUUGGUGCAGAUUCAUGCUCUGUCCAGCGUUCUGUUGCUAUUGCGGCAGCAGCGGCCACUGUCAAUAUAUAAGUAAUGCCAUUUCAAUCGCCGCAGCUGUCAUAAGCAACAGUACAAUCGGCAGCAACUCUACUUAGCAUCACACUUCCAGUGCCACAGCGCGGGAGUUAAGGUAACUGCAGCGGCGAGAGCACGUUGCUUUCGACUCCGUCACGGCUGGUGGUAUGACACGAAACUGCGUAGCCGGAGCAACUGUGGACGGACGGACGCUGCCAGUAGUAGUCAGCGAGUAGUCAAGUGUAGUGUGGCGUGGCGGCACAAAACACACAUAGACAAUAAAGGCCGACAGACAAACAGCCAGGUAGUUAUACUGGCAGAUAAAAACGACGCGCACUUACACAAACAGUCACUGUGACGCUGGACUAACAGCAGCAGUAGUAAGUGGAGUUAACGCCGAACGGAAAUGUCCUGCAUAGACGACGUCCUGCAACAGUUCGGGAAUAAACUAAGAGUGUUUCCGUGAAGCCAAUUUGGUGCUAUCAGACAUAACAAGUUUUACUGUUUUAAUGCAGUCGUGAACGUGACGUUGUAUUUACUACCUUGUUCAAAUGCUUGUCCCGUUGAAAAGAGUUCAAGGAAAGGUGUAACUUACUAUCUAAAAGGAUAUAUCUACGUUACAACGGUGUUGGUGUUUAGUAAGGCCUGUUGUGAUACAGAGGAGCACAAUCGAGCAAGCGGAGGAUUGUAUUAGUGAAGAAAGCACCAGUUGCGUGCAAGGUCAAGGCUGUCGUGCAGCACGCCACCCCUGUCUUCAUUGUUGGUGGGGCGUUAUAGGUGCUUGAUGUAGGUGCACGAGCCCGGCUUGAGUUAGCGUGUAAUUUGUGCUCUACACUUGGACAAAAACGUCGUCGAUUCUACGUCGAGAACGGUCAUGGAUGGCCUUUUGUUGUAGGCCUUCUAAUACUCUAACGUGACGAAAGCAGCACCAGCAACACGGCAACAACUCUGCUCCAUAAUGUCAUCGGCAAGAGAGAAUUCGCGGAGUAUUCCACGACCCUCGCGGAUGCUCGCACAAGGAGGAGCGCGUCCCAAAACCUCUAUUGCGGCAUUUUUGCCGUCCAGGGGAGCAUCUUCGAGUGGCUGCGGUAGCGGAGAGAGUGGUCCCUCAUCCCUCGGCUCAGAUGUCGGAGUUGGAGAGGGCGACGGCUCCGAAUUGGUACUCGGAGGGCGAGUUCUUGUCGACGGGAACUUGGUCGGAGUGCUCAGAUAUCUUGGCCUUAUCCCAGGGACAGCGGGCACGUGGUGCGGUGUCGAGCUCGACAAUCCAAGCGGUAAAAAUGACGGUGAGAAAAAUGGACGACGCUAUUUCCGGUGCGCACCAAAUCACGGCAUGUUCGUGCCUCUAGCCAAGGUAACGUCCCUGUCCCCUAGUUCGCCAGUAAGUGGUCGCGGUGCGUUCGGAGCUUCAUCAUUAAGACCUCCCCCUUCCUCACUUAGUUCGUCAAUGUCGUCAUCGAUGAUGUCCUCCAGCGCUUCGUCUGGUUACGGAGGAUCUGCAUUGCCCAGCCAGGGUACAAUGACAAACCAAAGGAGCUAUAGUAAAGAAUUACGAAUUGAAGACUACCUCGAGUCCAAGUCAAAGGCCAAGGAAAGUAAAAAGGGCUCGCUACAGAAAUUCAACGAACACGCGAGUCCGAAGACGUUGCAGAGAUCCCUCGUGCUGCGAAACCAAUUCCGGGAUGAGCCGUGUCCCUCCGAAGAGGAAGAGGAAGAGGAUUAUGUCGGUGUGGUUCCGGUCGUCGAACCUCUGAUCAGCCUCAAAGACAGAAAACAGAUCACUGCUUCGCUCUCGUUCGGGCUACAAAAACUUGUGCAACGACAGGCACCGGUGCGAUCGAAAAGUGAAGACAACUGUACGGUAAAGGAGAAUGCUAUGUCGAUGCCUCAUCGAAUUGUUUCUCUUGAAGAUGCCGAGGUAGCACAGGUGACUGCGGCAGCAGGGACGAGUGGAACUGCGUCGUCAAACAACGAUAGUUCUCUUUCCCCGAUCCCCGAAAAAGAUGAUGAUCCGACAACUACGACAACACAGGAAAAAACCUCCAACCUUCUUGAACCCGGCCCCGCUAGUCAGGACGCCUCGCUAUCCCCUAUUCAAGAGUUACAAGACGAAAACGAGGAGGGAACGUCCACCUGCGGCGGACUGCGUACCAGCGAAAUGAAGGAUACCCGACUGAUAUCCAAUUCCUAUUCGGCCGAUGACGUGGCCGAACUUCCUGAAGAGGAGUCGGGCGACAAAAUCUCACGCGGCUCGAACGCUGCCGAGGUCCGAAUAUCUCAGGUUAGCGUUGAAAUGCCAGAAAUUGUUGGGGAUGUCGAUCCUGAUUGCGAAGAAGGACCACUUGUACCCGAGGAGAUCCGAAUUUCGGAUAACGUUUUUGAUAUUAUCAUGAGCUCGCUUCGGGAGAAUUUUCUUCACGACGUACCCAGUUCUGAAGAUCCCAGUUCGGCUUCACUCGAAAGGGAUAACAAAAUGGGACAGACUGGGCAGGCGGGAAAUAGACCAUAUUCUGCUGACACCGGGUUUCAGGGGGACUGUGAUAUAGGCUGUGAUCUAGGUGGAGGCGCCAGUAGUUCGACUGGCGACGCAGUCAUGAAACAAUCGGUCUGUUCCCAGGAUAGCGGAGUUGUGUGUGAUACUACAGGACCUUCUUCGCUACAAAGCAGGUCGGCUUCGUUACAACCAUCGGAAGUUUUAGUUGUUGAACCCGAUGACGACAGGGUUGGACAACCCCACGGAAGCUCAGGCCCGGUCGAUCCUAACGCUACGGACGCUAAUGUAGACGGUGGCCCCUGUGCGGACGAUUGUGAUCUCUCGGAAGCCGCAGGAUGUCUGUCGACAAGCGAGGCUACCGAGACAGCCACAGGCGAUGACGAAUCAGCAGCUGAACGACGCACGCACGUUCGACCAUUGGCCAGUGCCCCGGAACACGCAGCAACUGCUGCGUGCUCAGCCGGCACCUUAUCGCCCGCGAUUUAUUCCCGAAGCGCAAAAGGAGCUGCAACUCCAUUGCGGAAACCGAACGUCAAUGUUGGAAGCAAGAUUAAAGCAAUGCUCCAGGAAAAUAAGGAUAGCACACCAGUGGAACGAAAAGCCCGGCCACAAAGAAAAAAUAAGUGGGACGAAGUGGAAAAGAAGAUCCAGCAAAAUCUUCAGGAAAAAAAAAAGGCUAAAACCGAGGUGAAGAGUCGGAUCAAUUCGAAUCUAGCUGCCGCGCGGGCUGAGGCACGCCGAUCUCCACGUGGUUCCGUGUGUGGCCCAAGUGGACGAACCGCAGAACCAUCGUUAUGUGGGGAGCCGCUUGGUACGAUUCCGGGAGGCAGUAGGGAUCCCAACAACCAGGACGACGCUGAUGUCGGGGGACCCAGCAGGCCGGAAUCACGAGCUUCACGAGUUGUGCCGUUGCCUAUCAAACCCGGUCCACCGAAACGCGAUUACAGUCGACCUUGGGCUGACCCUCCUCCAAAAAUGGCAGAAAAGAGUUCUCCUACAUUGGCCUCGGCUCCCUGCAAGGGAAGCUCCGUGGCAAGACAGAGAUUAUCGCUCAAACUCGGUCCCCCUGGCACCCCCAAAAGCUCACAAGGAGAUAUCCGGACACCUGUAGGGAAAGCGGGAACCAGGUCCCGUCUUGGAAAAGACUCUCUGAAUAGUCCUGCAAGGGAGGAGUUCGAUGCAGAGAUUCGGCGGUUGGGUGCUCUGUGUGAGGCCCGAACAAAAGAGCUUAACCGCGUUCGACUCGAGCUGCGGGGCACAGCUUACGCACUCAGUGCUUUAGCAAUCGCCUUCCAGCGUUGGGACCUCAAACUCGAAAGAAUGGAUACAUAUGCUCAUCAGCUGGGCGAAGAUCUAACGCUGUCAGAAGAAGCGCUCAAGGUUGCCAACCAGGAAAUCGAGAGACUCAAGCAGGACGCCCAGGAAGAGGUUGCCGCCAUCCGACGGGAGUUAGAACAAACUCGCGAAGAGCACUCGCUAAAAAAUCAACAGAUGGAAGAGGAAUACGUAACACGAAUGCAGAGGAUAUCGGCUGAGCAACAGGCCCGUAUUGAUCGAAUGAAGGAACAGUUUGCGAAAAUGUCUGCAGACGAAGUUGCUUCGCGAAGCGAGGAAAUGGCCAAAAUACUCGACGGUCACGCACGGGAAUUAGCUGACAACCGGUCAACUUAUGAAAGAGAACUGCGGAAUCGGACUCAGUUGCAUCAUCAGCGAGAAGCUGAUCUGGAAAACGCACUCAAGGAACGUAGUGAGGAAUACGCCCGGGUAAAACGUGAGGCUGAGGAGUUCCAAAGGAGCGUCUUACAAUCAACGGAUUCAAAAAUCGCAUGGUUGCGUGAACGUAAUGAAUCGUUAAUGAAAGAGGUUGACUCACUGAAUGCUGUUCUGGAAAUACGCCGAGAAGAGAUCGACCGACUUCGAAUCUUUGAAAUCGAGCACGGUCAGCUUAAGGAUAAGCUGGCUCGCAGUGAUGACGCCAUCGAAAAGUACAAGGCUCGCAUUGAGGAUCUUUCGGCAAUGAUCGGCCAGAAGUUAGCUGUGCAGGAUCAAUUGGCACAGGAGAAUGCCAAAUUGAAGGAAUUAGCGGAACAUAAAGACCGAAUGAUCAGCACUUUGGGCAGAGACCGCGACGUGCUUCUCUAUCGGCUAAAAGAGAACAAGGAUGCAAACAGUGGACAACAGUCGAACUGUGCCUCCGCGGCAGAUCGCGCCAUGUCCACAUCAUUUAUUGUCGAUGCUAGUUCGGGCCGACCGUCACGCGAGGUACGCAGCGCCUCAAGCCGACAUCGGGGUUCCGUUAAUUACCAGAUGAGGACAAAGGUAGAUACCAACGCUGUGAUGUCGCAGUCGUGGCAUACAGCUACGGGACCUGACCUAGGUCUUCAGGGUCACGGUCCCACCUCCGUGGGAGCUACGAGGGGAGGAAAUACUGCCCAUGGAGCCUUAAAUGGGCGCGACCAUCCACGCAGACCAUCGCGAGCGGCAAGCGCCCAUUCAACCGAAGACGUAAACCGUAACGUCGAGAUGGAUGAUUGCAGAGCGAACGAGAACAACGAUCGGAUGACGACGUCAAUGUACCAUUAGUUUGUUCGGUCCGCAAUCCACAGCAGCUCACGAUCGAACACGACACUUAAUAAACUCAAGCUUUAAUUUCGGCUUUAGAUAAUAUAUCGUUCAUCCAAAGAGCCGUUCACCUAUCAUCGUUCACUGGCGAAGAAACGUUCAAGCACAGUUCUGCAAAACCCUUCAUCAUUUGUUCUAGCUGAAUUCAUGAAUCAUCUGUAUUUAUCAUUGAGUUAACAUUAUUCGAUAAUAUGAUAAAGAUCGGGCUAAACUAUUGCCUUCAUCAGUUGGCGUUGCACGUUCGCAGGGCCUUGCACAUUUGCCUCCUACGCUAGCCAACUGUGUUGACAAAUAAGCACAUCCAAAGUUCGUAAUCGUGAUUAACUGGGAAAAAGCUUUCGACCUCUCAGAACGACCGAACAGAAAGACGACGAGCGACUAACGACCAUAGUGAGCAGCUAUCGUCGCCAAUAACAAACGGAUACAUUGGGCAAAUAAAAGGUUCUAUGGCAGCCUGAAGGAGCCUGUCUGAGAAACAACAAAAAUAAGAGUAUGGAAUAGGCAUAUUUUUUCGUUCGGAGUCAUUCGGGAUGAAUGUGACAGAUUGAACGGUGUGAUCAAUGGAAUGAAGAGGUGAACUCUGCUUAGACCAGUCGAUUGCGUUUAAUGCAACUACAUGUUCCUGCGGUGGCUAGUCUGAUAAAGUCAUACUUUUUAAGUAGCAAUAUCUGGACGGGCCACGGCAUCGUUAAGCGGGAAUAUUCACUCCAAGUUUCUGAAUCACAUAAAACAAAUGACAAGGAAACACACAAUAGAGUGCAUCAAGCUGACAUCAGAUACCAGUACCUUGCAGUUGUACUAUUUAAUCUGUAGUAAUCAUCUCCACACGCCGCACGCGUUGAAACAGAGUUUCAGACAACCUGACCGUUGGUAGGGUGCUUUAUUUAAAUAGUAGCUUUAUAAAGGAGGUGACUUCAGUUCUACAACAUAGAUGAAAGGUGUUAACCACUUAACAUUGGAGAUACAAAGGAAGAACUCGAUGUGUCUGUCCAGAAUAAUUUCACAGGUCGUCUCCUCUCAUAGCUAACCCCUUUCAAAUAUAAUAGAUAUACCUAUGAACAGAAGGCGUUUCGAUUAGUUCUCACUCGCCAUUCAAAGCACGAAAGUAGAGCUAGUAUUCGUCCUAUUCAAAGGCAAUGACCUUCUUUGACGCAGGAAGCGGAAACUGAGGUUUUUGCUUUGCCGUUUACCACACAAAAGCAGUGUCGGCACGACGACAGGUGCUGUCGACGGACCAUGUUCGAAGAACGCAGCGAAUCAUACCUAAGAAAAUAGAAAGUGAACUCAGAUCGAUGCAAUGAAGCUGACUAACCACAAACGGCUGUGGUACGGCUGACGCAUCGUGUGACGAACAUAGGGGAGAAAAACAAAGCCUUCGAAGCUCGGGAUCGAUUGGACGAAAAGGGUUGGUCGCAUCUAGAGCGUGGCAUUCGAAUAGAAGACAUAAUAUGUACAGAGCAGAUAAACAUGUAUUGUCAAAAUUAGGACAUAAGGAGACGCGACACUAAGUAAAAAUAGAGGACAAAUAUAAAAACUCCUCACAAAAGAAUAUGCGAAGGAAAGGAGAGAUACAUGCUAGGGGUGCAGCAAAAUAAACUUAUAUAACAACUCAAUCAUAAUAUCGAAAUUAAAAAAAAUAUAUAGAUGGCCAGCUAUAUGUAGUAUUGAAGAAUAGAAAGGAACCGAUUCGGAGAAAAGAAGACAUGGGCUAAAAAAGAGAGAGCGUAGUAAAUGCCCAAUGAUAUGACACUGACCAACGUAGCUUAUAGAAACCUACCAGCUACCGAUAUCGCCAGUCCGAAGUGCGAUAAGUGUACUCUCGUUGUUGAAAUAGAUAUUUGGUCGAUAUUACAAUAACAAUAAUAAUCGUUAGCAUAACAGAUAAGAUAACAUAAGAAUGAAAAAAAAACGAAGGUGUAUGCAGCAGUUAUGAAAGAAAAUGAUUUACACGAAGACACGAAAAAACAACAUUCAAUUAAAAUUGCUUUUUUUUUUUAAGUUUCUAACAGCAUCCUCACAGUCCCACCUCGACAAGCCUUGAUUGGGCUUAAGUGCUGCCAGAGACCUUUAAGCAGAACUGAAAAAAUCGUUGUAGACGUGAAGAUAAUAGACGUUUGUUUGCUUCGGCUUGACCCAUACUGGCAGUUCGUACCAUAGUUUCGUACUAUAAGGUUGACUGCCGAGGCAAAAUGUAUUUCUUUCUAUUCUAAUCGUCCUUCCACCUCGUCAGAAUAUUAUCUUCUACGUACAGUUUACAGGAUCCAUGUGGGGCGUCGGUCCGAUUCAAUGGAAACGCAAUGUUUUCCAGUCUUUACGGAUAACGCAAGGGUGUUAUCUCCGACACGCGCUACGGGAACUCAAGUAUAGAGUAUCCGGCAGAUUUUGAUAAUGUCCUGCUUCGCUCUUCUGCACGAAACACAAAUAGUAGUAUAUUGAUUCCGCAAUGAUCUUCUCUAUUUCCCACUGACGUCACUUGCUCUGUUCUGUAACUGAGGAAACAGAAAAUGCUUUGUUGUACCGGAUAUCGGUUUUAGGACCUUGGGAUUCCCUUCCUCGAUUGGUAAGGAGUCGAGAAGGUUUGAGUCAGCUGAUUAGUUCUGUUGCCAUCGACAGUAAUACUGUAAUCGUUUUUUAUGCGAAGUUUUUUUAAGCUUGAUGGUCGAUUUUUCUGAUACGAUACAAACUACUCCUACUACUAGCUAACCCCUCCCUGUCUUAAUGGGCUGGCAUUCAACGUCUGAGAAUUUCUAGGUCGACAUCAUAGGGCUAAUACAUGAAGUAAUUACGUUUCAAUACGUUUGAAGUAACGAGUAGGUGCAGGAAAUAGGUGUACGGAUAAUACACGAGAAAAGAUCAGCUAUAAUGUCACAGUCAGAGUUACUCAUAGCAGUGGCGAGAUAAUGAGAUAUGUGCUCAAAAUUAUCGCAGUCAAAAAUGAUUGAGCUAUCCAUUAAACAUGGGCAAGGUCAUGCCAGCUAAUUUCGACCCGAGUUCCGACCUGGUGGAACAUCACGUCUUCGCAGGUGACCGUUUGCAGUGUAGUGUACGAUGAGGUUGUCAAUAAGAUCUAUUAUAAGGCUGUAUACUAGCAAAUCAGACCAUAUCUAGCUAACAUCAACAACAGUUAUCGUUAUUAUAGCAUAUCAUGACGGUAGGCAUUGUAACCAGCCCGCGUGUAUUCUGCCAUAUCAUUAACUCAAGCAGAUUUUCGCUAACACCCGUUCAUGACAUGCGCUACUCCAUGGACAACAGCUGUUUGCUCGCUUGUUUACUCCUUACGUGGAUUAGAAGUCCGUAAACCAACGAAAUUUGCGUCCUCACCCGCCCCGCAUCGUUACCCCCACCUCACGCCCACCUAAAUUCUCUGACAAAGUGCAUCGUUACUUAGAUAUCCGCAUCCUCUAGAACAAGGAGAGAAACAGACAAGGCGGCGGGAUUUGCAUGUACCUAUUCACCAAUGUUCAUUCAUUGUUAUGAAUCAUAGUCAUUGCAUUCUCGCUGGAUUAACUACCGCGGACCUCCACCAGGCGCUAACCCAACGAGUUAGCGUUCAUGUGAGCAGCUUCGCCGGCUCUUUCAAUUAACCAUUGUCGUCAUUUGUAGCAAUAGCAACCGAUAAAAUCCUAAAAAUAUGUAGCUCGAUAUUGUUUGUUCCGACCCCACCGAUUGCACUGACCAGAGCCUUCCACCGCCCAUCUCAAGCCUUUUGUGUCCGGCUUGUUUCUUUGCUUACGAAAACAGCAGCAACAAAUAGUCAACGCCAACAUCUAAAUGACAGCCAACUAUGGCCUUAGAUUACUAAACGUAUAUAUAUAUACAUAUAUAUAUAUAUAUACGUAUAUAUCGUAGUCUGGUAUCUGUUAUCAUGUCAAGUGAGAGAUGUGUGUGUACAGGCUCGUUUGAAUAAAUUUAUUUUUUAUGAAUGCAAAACCUUCCUCGCUAAACAUACAUUUUUUCGCUACCUAACACUGCUAUGUCUAUGAUUUGAUAUCUCUCCGAGCAAAUAAAUUCCUCGAAAAAAAUCUCUUGUAUGCAGCGUACGUAAGGUGAGCUGUGAUUCGCGCAAAGUGGAGUUGCAAAUAUGAAAAGGAUAAACAAACAAUAAUAUAAAAAGCACACAGAGCAAAUAUCGGCCUGCCUGAUACCAAACGGGCACACCAUUCACACUUUACCCUAUUGAUAAAAAAAAAACAGCACAGGCUAUUAUCAUAGUUUUUUUCUUUUUAUUUCCUCGUGUGCUCCCGCUGUACAGACAGGCUGGCGUGGCCGUCCCACGAUCGUGAAUGCCUCAAGGCCCUUGUUAAUUUCUGACACCCUGUUAUGAUAACAAUUGAUCAGCAAACAAGCCGGAAACGUAUCGAAUGAGAUACACUCAGUGAAUUAAGAUAGUAGCUUUUUAUUGGAAAAACGUGCAAAAGAAGAUGAAAGGCCUCGAUCUCGUUCUGUAGGGUCCUUUUCUACGGGCGACUGAGACCUCAAGCCAUAAAUUGAAUAAUGACCUAUCGUGCGUCGCUAGGACAUUGUAGCUAGAAACUGUAGAGUGGAAAUACGUUCGGAUGAUUCGAAACGAGACUAAUGCAACAACUUGAACUAAAACAAAUAAUAAAUAUUAUAAACAAAUUACAGU